GUGGUCUGCUUACGCACAAAGAAGAGAGAACCCCUUCUCCUUCUUCUUCUUCGUCUUCUUCUUCUUCUACUUCUGAUUCUUCUCUCUCUCUUUGUGUCUGAUUACAUUUGGCGCAAAAAAGUUCUUCACUUUAUAGCUUUUUCUCUUUUUAUUUGUUCCGACAGCUUCGCUACAAAUAAAGAUGUGGCAAUAAUCUUGAUACUGGCAUUAACCAGUCUGAUUCCGGUUAACGCAAAAGUUGACGGCGCCGGGAAAAUAUGCGACGAACUUAGCCGAAGAUCAUUGAGCACGAGACCACACAGUGUUUCCAUUACAGAUUUUGGUGCGGUGGGAGAUGGCAGAACGCUCAACACUCUCGCGUUUCAAAACGCCGUUUUCUACCUUAUGUCUUUCGCUGACAAAGGUGGCGCCCAGCUUUAUGUUCCCCCGGGAAGAUGGCUCACCGGAAGUUUCAGCCUCACCAACCAUCUCACCCUCUUUCUCGAAAACGGCGCCGUUAUAGUUGCCUCUCAGGAUCCUUCGCAUUGGGAAGUUGUUGAUCCGUUACCUUCGUAUGGACGGGGACUUGAUUUGCCCGGGAAGCGAUACAAGAGUUUGAUCAACGCUAACAUGCUACAUGAUGUUGUUGUGACAGGUGAUAAUGGAACCAUAGAUGGACAAGGAUUGGUUUGGUGGGAUCGGUUUACUUCUCAUUCCUUAAAGUAUAACCGACCUCACCUCAUCGAGUUUAUUUUAUCCGAAAAUGUAAUUGUCUCGAAUCUUACAUUCUUGAAUGCUCCAGCUCAUACAAUCCACUCAAUCUACUCUAGUCAUGUAUAUAUUCAUAAGAUAUUGGCUCAUUCUUCCCCUGAAUCUCCUUAUACAAUCGGCAUUGUACCAGAUUCCUCUGAUAAUGUAUGCAUUCAAAACUCUACCAUUAACGUGGGGUAUGACGCCAUAUCCCUUAAAAGCGGUUGGGAUGAAUAUGGAAUCGCCUAUUCCCGUCCCACUGAGAAUGUUCAUAUAAGAAAUGUUUACCUCCGAGGAGCUUCUGGUUCGUCUAUCUCCUUUGGCAGUGAGAUGUCCGGUGGAAUAUCCGAUGUCGUGGUCGAUAACGCCUUUUUGCACAACUCAUUAACCGGCAUUGCCUUUAGAACCACGAAAAGCAGAGGUGGUUACAUCAAAGAGAUUGAUAUUUCAAACAUCGAUAUGUCGAGAAUAGGUACUGCCAUUGUGGCUAAUGGUAGCUUUGGAUCUCAUCCGGAUGAUAAAUACGACGCAAAUGCUCUCCCACUUGUGAGUCACAUAAGAUUAAACAAGAUUUCUGGAGUAAACAUCGGCGUUGCGGGGAAAUUGGUUGGGAUCAAAGAGUCUCCAUUUACCUCAGUGGCUUUGUGGAAUGUCUCUUUGUCUAUGAACUCAGGUUGUAGUGUUUCUUGGCAAUGUUCCUAUGUUUACGGGUCCUCAGAGUCCGUCAUUCCUGAACCGUGUCCCGAGCUGAAGAGAGAUGAUGAUGAUGAUGCUUACGGUAGAGCUGCAGUCUAAUUUUAUGAAAGCGACUGCAAAAACAGAAAAAAAAACAAGAAGUACUUUUCUUGAGAUUCUUUUCUAGGAUUCAUUUCAUAUUUUUGUGAAGUUAGCUAGGUCAGAUUCUUUCCGCAAGAUAAAACCACAUUUGUCUUAGAUCAUACAUUUUUCUUUUGGUUAUUCGGGUUUACUAUUUUUAUUCUAUGUUGUUUGCAUAUUGUGAGAUAAGAAUUCUGUACAGGUUCAUUUCUUCAUUUAUCUCUCAAUAGCAUCUGAAA
Messenger RNA from Camelina sativa (false flax), 1784 nucleotides. Its product is annotated as putative polygalacturonase. The record is from RefSeq and is a predicted model, not a curated record. Lineage: Eukaryota; Viridiplantae; Streptophyta; Magnoliopsida; Brassicales; Brassicaceae. Gene Ontology annotation, molecular function: polygalacturonase activity. Gene Ontology annotation, biological process: carbohydrate metabolic process.